GUCACUAUGAUCCGAAUCACAUCAACCAUGUGAAAUACUGGUGUAAAGGAUUACUUUGGGAUGGAUGUUCUUAUGUGGUACGCACUGACCAUCCUAAGAGCAGUGGUAAGGCCUCAAUCUCUGAUGACAUCAACAAGAGAAUCUUCACUAUGACCAUGACUAACCUGAAGUCACAGGACUCUGAGAAUUACAGGUGUGUUGUGGAGAUCAAUGGAGGACCAGAUAUCAGGAUACAAUGGUUCUACCUAUCUGUCACUCCAGGUACUGCAGAACUCUAUGUGGACCAACAGGAAGUGACUGGAGUAGAAGGAGGGAGUGUCACUGUCCGUUGUUACUAUAGUAACUCUGGAGAUAUGAAGUGGUGCAGGAUGGGUGGUGGUUGUAGAAGUGGGUAUUCUGUGCCAUUAAUGGGUAUCAGAAAAGUCUUCACAGUGACUAUGGGUGGACUGAAGAUGGAGAACACUGACUGGUAUUGGUGUAGAGUGGGAGAACUAGGGAUGCCUCUUCACAUCACUGUCAGUCAACAAACUGCAACACAGAGAACCACUACAAUGACGUCAACAACCCAAGCUCCAACCACUCAACAACCCUCUGCCUCUCCAACUGCUGAGCCUGUUCAGACUGACAACACAAGUCAAGGAGCUGAGGGGAACAUGGAGGAUGUCCACCAGAGGUCCAUAGAUGUGAAAGUCCUACUGAUUCCUUGGGGCAUGUUGGUGGUGGUGACAGCUGGUGUCCUAGUGGCAUGGAAGAUGUGGAGAAAGCAUAAGGACAAUAAAGCUGAGAACCAGCCAACAAGCACUGCAGCGCAGGACCCAUUUCCUGACAAUGAUGAUGUAACGUACAGUACUGUCGUCUUAAAGAGGAAGACCCAGCUAAAGUUACAGACCAAGGCAGCAGAACCAGAUGAUAAUGUGGUCUACAGCUCACUAGCUCUACAGGUGACCACACAGGUCAGUGUUGGUGUCUCUGUCUGUUGUACCAGAUGAUGCUGAUCUCUCAACUAAGAUACAGACAACACCACAUUGCUGUGUACUAAACAUCAAUCUUUAAAGGUCGACUUUGGGCAAAAACGCACAAAUAACGAAUUUAAACUGUAUAACUGAUCAAUGCACCAUCAUACCAGGUCAUUUAACGCUUAAAAACAAAACAACAAUUGUUGAAUUUGGCUACAGAAGUGCCAUUUCUUACCUGUCUCUCCAGCAUCCGUCCAAAAACAAAUCCUGUGAA
Messenger RNA from Coregonus clupeaformis (lake whitefish), 1230 nucleotides. RefSeq names its product CMRF35-like molecule 1. Lineage: Eukaryota; Metazoa; Chordata; Actinopteri; Salmoniformes; Salmonidae. The transcript is spliced from 7 exons. Gene Ontology annotation, molecular function: transmembrane signaling receptor activity. The record is from RefSeq and is a predicted model, not a curated record. Gene Ontology annotation, cellular component: plasma membrane. The coding region runs from base 150 to 989 and encodes 279 amino acids.